GCUUCUGCUCCGGGCACGCAUGGCGCCCGCACACGGAGUCUGACCUGAUGUAGACGCAAGGGGGUUAAUAUGAACGUCCCUCUCGGUGGAAUCUGGCUCUGGCUCCCUCUGCUCUUGACCUGGCUCACCCCUGAGGUCAGCUCUUCAUGGUGGUACAUGAGAGCGACAGGUGGCUCCUCCAGGGUGAUGUGUGACAAUGUGCCAGGUCUGGUGAGCCGCCAGCGUCAGCUGUGCCACCGACACCCAGACGUGAUGCGUGCCAUUGGCCUGGGCGUGGCUGAGUGGACAGCAGAGUGCCAGCAUCAGUUCCGCCAGCAUCGCUGGAACUGCAACACCCUGGACAGAGACCACAGCCUCUUUGGCCGGGUCCUCCUCCGAAGUAGCCGGGAAUCGGCCUUUGUUUACGCCAUCUCCUCAGCUGGCGUUGUAUUUGCCAUCACCAGGGCCUGUAGCCAAGGAGAAUUAAAGUCCUGUUCCUGCGAUCCAAAGAAGAAAGGGAGUGGCAAGGACAGCAAAGGUACCUUCGACUGGGGCGGCUGUAGUGACAACAUUGACUACGGGAUCAAAUUCGCCCGUGCAUUUGUAGAUGCCAAGGAAAGGAAAGGAAAGGAUGCCAGAGCCCUGAUGAAUCUUCACAACAACAGAGCUGGAAGGAAGGCUGUAAAGCGCUUCCUGAAACAAGAAUGCAAGUGUCAUGGCGUGAGCGGUUCCUGUACUCUGAGGACAUGCUGGCUGGCCAUGGCUGACUUCAGGAAAACAGGCGACUAUCUCUGGAGGAAGUACAACGGGGCCAUCCAGGUGGUCAUGAACCAGGACGGCACUGGCUUCACUGUAGCCAAUAAGAGGUUUAAGAAGCCAACGAAAAAUGACCUUGUGUAUUUUGAGAAUUCUCCAGACUACUGUAUCAGGGACCGAGAGGCAGGCUCCCUGGGUACAGCAGGCCGUGUGUGCAACUUGACUUCCCGAGGCAUGGACAGCUGCGAAGUUAUGUGUUGUGGGAGAGGCUAUGACACAUCCCAUGUCACCCGGAUGACCAAGUGUGAGUGUAAAUUCCACUGGUGCUGUGCCGUGCGCUGUCAGGACUGCCUGGAAGCCCUGGACGUGCACACAUGCAAGGCCCCCAAGAGUGCCGACUGGACAACUCCUACAUGACCUCAGCAGAGGUCAUAUUCUCCCUUCCUUCCCUCAAGGACUCCAAUUACAUCUGCAAGGACACUGGACCUCUGGGUUGUUUUCAGGGGGCUGUUUCUUGAGGCAUGUAGCCUUCAUCUCAACAGAACCCCCUUUUCCCUCUCUGGGGGCCCCAGGACUGGGGAACACAUACUGCACAUAAGUAUCCCCUACUCUGUCUGUCUUGGGCAUUCUGAGGUAACCUCUUUUCCUGCUGAUUUCUUUUUGGAAAUGGCAUGACAGGCUGUUAGAGGAGGAGGGCCAUGGCCCUCACCACUGUCACCUAGACAUUUCCUCUUUCCUCUUUGACUAAGGGAAGAAACAAUAUCACAUAACAAAGGAGCUUUCUCCGCGUCUUCCCACCAAGUCUAACAGUUCAGAGUUCAUGCUUCCCUCUGGGGGUCAGGGUAGGUAUGGGAAGUAGAAUCAACUGACACCAAAAUUUCCUCAUAUUUUUUUAAAAAGACGAAGCAAGGGCUUUAACUAAGUGAUCGCUGUUGCUACCAUCCUUGGUGAUUGCCUAGAGAAGGAUGGCUUCAAUAAACAUCAGUUAAAACAUGUAUGUUUUCAAAGAAUUUAUUGGAUAUCAAGCCCAGAUAUAAUAGGGUGAGAAUGUUUGUCCUUUUAGCCACUUUUUUUUAACUUUCCUGUCAGCCAACACCUCAAAAAGUGAUUGUUGUUCUUCAGUGUCCCAUCAAUGUAAGCACUGUUAAGAGACCAGACUUCUCAGUGUGCUCUGGAGAGAAUCUGAAGGGGGGUGGAUGAUCUAGCAGAAUUAUUUAACUACUGGGUAAAUAAUAGUCAUAGUAACUUUGUGAGUGGAAUAUCAGCAAUGUGCUUGUAUGGCAAGAAAAAAAGAAAGAAAAAAAUGAGAAAAGAAAGCAGUAAAAUCACAGUGGAAUUUUUGACUAAGACUACUUUGUGCAUGCCCACUUUGAAAACCAGUGUAGUGCUGAUAGAAAGGUCUUCAGAGCCUAGGGCCCACUCUCCCAUACUCAGAUGCCCAUGAGAGCUAUCAUAUGUUGAGGAACAUUGGCUAGGAUUCACCAGCCUUAAGGCCUGACACUCCUGGGUUUGUUUAAUGCUUACAGGAUGUGAUAGUGCAGCCUGGAGAAAAACAGCACAUCACUUCACCUUUAAAGUUGGUAACACUACUGUGUCACAUCGCAAGCAGUCUGUAACUUGGAGACCAUAUUUCAAUACUACAGCUGUAGUUACGGAAAUAUCAAUGUGGUAAUAGGGAUUGACUUCUGGCAGGAGAGGACAUUCAGAGAAAAUGGAGCGGGGCCCCAAUUUGUGUUUUUAAUGUUGGAUGGAAGAAAGUGAAGUUGAUAAGUCUACUUCUCUUCGUGCUGUAUAAUAUGGCUCUUCUGCAUAUAGUUUCUUCUUAGAGCUGUAUUAACUAACAGAUGUCUCGCGAUAUACAGCCAGCAUCAACUGGUGUUUUCUUCACUCUGGCCUUCAUUUUACAAUCCUUGUCCAAAUCCCUCAGCCUGAAGCUCAUGGAAAGCAAAUAGCUGGAGUUCUUGUCAGAGCUAGUGUUAAUUAGCCUCUUACCCUUCUUGAAAUGACUGAGCUCCUUCUCUCCUUCCUCUCUUCCCUCCCCUUCUAGUGAUAGGGGUCAAACCAGGGUCUUGUCCUUGCCAGAUGAGUGCCUCCUCCCCUGAGCCACAUCUACAUCUGUUCUCUUUGCAUAUCAUGAAUUCAGUAAACAGGAACGAUGAGCAGGGAAGUGGCAACUCAGGGUUAGCAUGGGGAAGACCUGGCUGGGUCACAGCUCCCAGUGUCCUGGAUACUGGGGAAGCUUUCAUGAGGGUCCCAAAACCACCAUCACUUCUUGCUACUAAACGAAUGGGGAAAUCUUAAACCCAUGGAUAUCUUUAGGGUGGGGAAGAUUUCUACAGGAUAGCAGCGCCUUUCAGUUCAGACAAACCAAACUCAAGAGACCUGAAGGAAUUCCUACAAACAUCAACUGGAACCCCAGUGUCCACAUAAGUAGGACCACACUAGGACUUGAAAAAGGUUACUUUGUCCAUUCAAAAGAACGAGUUUCCCUCAUAUGAACUGAGGAAUUUUAGCCUCCAGUGGAUAUUUAUCUUUUUUAUUAUUAUUAUUAUUGCUGAGAUGUUAAAUUCCUGAAUUUCUUUUUAUGCUGAGAUAUGUCCCCCUGAUAGGCAUCAAGGAAGCAAGACCUAUCCACAUGAAGCCCGUAGACAUUGUUCUAGCUUAUGAGGACAUGGUACUCCAAGUGCCUGAAAAGGCCAGUGGAUCUUCACUGGGGGAUUUGGGUGGGAGCAGAAGAAGCAAAUGAAAUGUUCUCAUCUGUUUCUAUUUCCAAAAGGAGGACAUUUAUAUUUGAAAAGAAUGAAAACAGGUAACUUCGAACUUAUUUUCUUUAGGGCUCAGUAGAAGAUUGCUAUUCUGGAAGUCUGAAAUACACUAAGUCCUUGAUUAUUUUGGAUUGUUAAGGAAAGUCUAUCACACUUUAUUAUCAAAACAAAAUAAGGAGGAAGACCAUCAGGUCAGCCCCCCACCAAGUAAAAGUUUUAAUAUAAAUUAGUUCCUUAGGCCUUGGUUAACUUAAUUCAUUCACUGCACUAUCUGAAUAUAUUUCAGUACAUCUUGACUAGUUUACUAGGGUUUCUAUGAAAUAAUCAUAACAUAACCCUAAGACCUAGCCUAUGGAUAGCUUUUUUUUUCAACAGAUUUUUUAACUAAACUUGUUUGUAUUACUAACGUGACACUUGCUCUGUGAAAUAACUUUCCAAUAAUAGUACCCUCCCACAACCCCUUCUACUCUGAAAUCAAUGUCUUAUCUCAAGAGUUCAGUACUCUCAAGUGUCUUUAGCCCGAGCAGGAAAGGACCAGAACCAUAAGCAUGCUUAGUUCCCAGUGUGCUCCUUCACUGCCUGACAGAUUUCUGAGGGCAGAGGGAGAGAGGGGCAUAGGGCUCUGUAGAACAUUUCCUAUAGGAUGUCACCAUGUUGAAACAGACACCUGUGAGGUAAAGCUAUUCCAUUUGAGUGAUCGUGAGGAACCAGGUAUGAAGAAAAAUACCUGCCAGCUUUGGCCAGCUUUGGCCAGCUUUGGCCAAAUGGCUGGUCAAGCUCUGUAAUCAUGGGCUGUGGCAUUUUCCAUUCUUGUUGGUCAUGCCCGCUCUAUCCGCUGUUGUUGCUUCCUUCCCACCAAGCACCUUCUUCCUGAAAUCCAAGGGUCCUGGCCAGAACUCAAGUUCCUUACCCACUGGAUAGCUCUUUGUACUUGAAAUUGUCAACAUUCAUUGCAAGAUGAUUUUUAAAUUCUAUAUUCUUUCAUCUUAGAAUUAUUGCUAUUAAAACACAACAAACUCAAGUGCUGGGUUGUUUUUUCAAAGACGAUAUCUUUAAAGUCGGAAUCCUGAGCUUCCCAGUGACUAUCCUAGACACAGUAAUUUGGAGAAGAUCCUCGCCAUCUGUGGUAGAGCUACAGCAGACUAUCUGACAGUUCGUGACUGUGCUUGAACACCACUGGACCAUAUUCUUGGCUUUUAGAGGUUGGCCUGGGACUUGUGUCUCACACACUUGAAAUACCAUUCACCCCUUUCUUGCAACACAUACCUCUUGCAUGACUUCAAAAUUAAAGCUCAGAGUAGUGUCCAGUGCACCAGAACCCUCUUUUGUGACUAGUUUCUGUAUUUCGAUCUAGGCUUCCUUAUCUUAAGAGCAACAAUUGUACUCAAUAAACAGACCUCGAUAAUCCUAAAACUGGUACAUAACCUGACAGGCAUGGGUUAAACUUCUGGAAAGAAAUGCUUGGCUGUGAGCUGACAGGUGAAGCAAGGUGACUUUACCCUUCUCCUCCAGAAGCACAGACAAGUUUCACUCACCCCUGAGGAUGGACUUUACAUAUUUCUGGGGAUCAACAAAGUGACAAGUAGUUUGCAAAAUCCAACAUGAUCAUUAUUUUUCUAAACUAUAGUUAUUCCAGCCCUGGCCAUUUCAUUUUGUUUUUCCUUUCUCCCCAGUAUUCCCAUAGAUUCCUAUUUGGUUAUUUAACCAAACCUCCCACUUCCAUAAGCUAGUAAAAGUGUCACGUAGGUUGUAAUAAAGAACUAUUGUUAUUUACAAGUCAGCAUUUUCUGUGAAAUCAAAACAUAAUAAAGUGAAAUUUUGGUGUUAACUUUGUUAUUUUAGACUCUUGGUAGUCUUGCCAAAACUCUGCUAAGAAAUAUCUCUAUGUUGUGUGAACUAUUCCCUCACCUUUUCUCAAGAGCAGCCUUCCAACAACCCGAUCAAGAGACAUCUUUCAUGCUUAUAGAGAGUACCAGAGAAAACAACUGACUUACUUAACUGAUGACUGUGCACUUGAGGGAAUAGAGAAGAGUUACAUUUUGUUCUCUUUCACUAUGGCUGUAAUGCAGUGGUUGGCGCCUCUGGGUGCUAGCAUGCUCUAGAUAACCCUAGUUAUAAAUACAAUGUCUCUUUGUACACUCUAAUGCAUUCUCAUCAACCUCCCUGAAUUAUUGCUUUUCCUGUAGACUGAAAUGUCAUUUUCUCAGCUUGCAUAGAAAGAUGAGAUCACAUGACCUUCCAUUUCAAUUUGCACCUGCAGAAUGCGUGGGCUAGUCAUUUCAAGCAGUAAAAGUUCAUUGAAUGGGCACAAACUCUCCCCUAGAAAAGGCCAUCCAUUCCAAGGGUGACAGAAUUUGGCAAGGCUAGCCCUAAACUUUAAGCAUCUCAAAAAAAUCCCAUACUAGAGAUGCUCACUGGCCUUCUAGGAUUACAUUGUCUCUUACAGAAGUUUCUGCAACUACUUAGAUUAUCUGAAAUGGAGGUGAUUUGCAUAAGGGCAUUUCAACAAAGUAUUUUAAGCCAGAAAUCACCAAUAGAAUGUCCCUAUUCUUAACCCUUUGUGUAAGGGAGCUGACAUAAAAAGAGGUAGGAUCUUCACAAAAUAGUCUGGUUUAUAACUAGUAGAUGGCAGAAGCAAGUUCUUUGUCUUCUAAUUGUGACAACCAAAUACAUUCAGGCACCAUCAAAAUGUCCCCUGGUGGAAGAGGAAGGGAUGAGGUGAUAUAAAGGGUCCUUAGUCAAGUGCCAGUGGUCUAACAUUUUAAACCAGGCUUCUUGAAAUUUCAGUUAGGAGUGCUUUUCUCCCUCUGCCCCUAAGAUCCUCAACAUUGGUGACCUAGACAGGCUCGGAAAGAAUCCUUGUGAAAAGGGCAGUCAAACAGCCUUCAGCCCAUCACCGCAUUCAGAAAAGGGGCCAAGUAUUAAAGCUCACCCAGGCCUAUGCUACACCUUUCCCAGGGCUCUGGAAAAUCAUGAAGCUUCUUGGUUUUAGAGGCACGAUGCAUAAUUCUUAGGAUUUCCUCAAUUUUAUAAUGCUUAAUCAAUUUGUUCCUUGGGGUUUUUUGUUGUUCUUGUCCGUUCUUUGUUUUUAAUAACAAUAACAACAAUCUACAAGAUGUGUUUUGGAAGGCAGGGGAGUAAAAGCAUUAGAACUCAGCAUCAGCUGGGUGAGUCAUUCUGAGUUCCUCUGUGCAACCAUAGGGGAGCCUAAGAACAAACUGCAAAAUAAUAAUGGUCUGAAUUUCAAAUAACGAAAAGCUAAGUUUUAAGUCAAUGCCAGUUUUUCUACUGCAGUAGAGGCAGGGAGUUCGGUGCACAAGGGGAGUAGUUAAUCAGUGUUAAAGCACUAAUAUUGGUUACUUCAUCCUAAUUGUGACCAAAAUGCCUAGCACAAAUAACUCAGAGGAAGAUAGUUUAUUGUAAGCUUAUGGCUUGAGAACACUGAAUCCAUGGUGACUUGGCUUCAGAAGUUGGUUGGAAUGUGGAAGUGUGAGCAUGUGACCUAGGAAGCUGUUGAUUACCUAGCAGCCAGGAAGCAGAGGGAAAAGGUCAUAGAAAGGGGCCAGGACAAAAUACAGUCCCAAGAUGCACACCCAGGAAUAGACUCACUCCAAUGAGGCUGCUCUUACCCUUUACCACCUUCUUCUAAUGAUUCCAGGACAUUAUGAUUCCAUCAAGGGUUUUAACAUUAACUAGGUAAGAAUCCUUGUGACCCAAUUCCCUCUGGAAACACUACCACAGAGAUUUCUAGCAAUAGGCUUUACACUUGACCUGAUAUUUUUGAUUCAAUUAAGUUGACAAUCAAAAUUAAACCAUUAUUGCACUUUAAA
This is a messenger RNA of Rattus norvegicus (Norway rat), 7330 nucleotides long. RefSeq names its product Wnt family member 2 (gene Wnt2). The coding region runs from base 70 to 1152 and encodes 360 amino acids. NCBI's taxonomy places the organism in Eukaryota, Metazoa, Chordata, Mammalia, Rodentia, Muridae. Gene Ontology annotation, molecular function: signaling receptor binding. Gene Ontology annotation, biological process: system development; Wnt signaling pathway; animal organ development. The record is from RefSeq and is marked validated. The transcript is spliced from 5 exons. Gene Ontology annotation, cellular component: cytoplasmic ribonucleoprotein granule; cytoplasm; extracellular region.